CAGAAUCCCACCUGGGUGUACGCAGUCCUGUCACGAAUCCCGCUAGGAUUCGGCACCUGAUGACCCUUGAUGAUGCGGCUGGUGAUCCCAGGGAAGAGUGGACACUGCUUAGAGAAUCCUCCUUGGGGGCACCGCCUGGCACAGUCAGAAGAAUGGGCUCUCAAAGGGAUUUUUAGGCCAAGUGUCAUUUCCCAGCUGGAACGGAAAGAAGAGCCAUGGGUGCUGCCACUCCAGGCUUUGGAGACAAGGCAGAUCCUGAGGGAAGAAAGCCACCCAGACUUUGAGAAUCAGGUAGAAAAGCUCCAUCAGGACAUUUCUGAAACAGCAGAACAACGUGGAGCAUCCUCAGAAAGGGCCAACAAAGAUAUUGCUCGUACUCCCAGCUGGGGAGGCACCUGGGAGAGGGGCCUUGAAUUAGAAGAGUAUGGCAGCCAUCCAGGACAGAAUCCGGGACGCACUGCAGGACACCCGGGACAGGGCCACCGGGAGCCCUUCUCACAGGACGGGGACCUAACCCAGCUCCUGGACGGGUAUGUAGGAAAGAAGCCUGUGUGUGCAGAAUGUGGGAGAAACUUUAACCCGAGUUCCCAUCUCACGAGACACUGAAGAAUCCAUACUGACGAGAGGCCUUAUAAAUGCAUCAAGUGCGGGAAAGGCUUCAGAUAGAGUUCAGACCUUGUCACCCACGGCGGAACCCACACGGGAUAGAGGCCCUACCAAUGCAAUGCCUGCAAGAAAAAAUUCAGUGACAGCUCCAUGCUCAUCAAACACCAGAGAACCCACACCGGGGAGAGACCCUACGAGUGGCCCGAGUGUGGGAAGACUUUGGGCAGGAAGCUACACCUCCUAAUGCACCAAAGAACCCACACAGGAGAGAAGCCCUACACGUGCCUUGAAUGCCAUAAACGCUUUAGCUGAAGCUCAGAUUUCAUUGCCCACCAGAGGACUCACACGGGAGUGAAGCCUUACAGGUGCAACGACUGUGGGGAGAGUUUUGGCUGAAGCUCGGAUCUGGUAAAGCGCCGGCGGAGGCGCACAGGGGAACGGCCCUUUCGGUGCCCGGAGUGCGGGAGGGGCUUCAGGGACGGUUCUCACUGCGUGGCUCACAGAGGUACUCACUCCGGAGAGAGACCUUUCAGUUGUCCUUCCUGUCACAAGAGUUUCAGUCAGAGCUCACACCUGGUCAUGCACGCGACGACACACACGGGCGAGAGGCCUUUUAGGUGUGACGACUGUGGGGAAGGCCUUGCGGACAGCUCGGCCCUCCUUAAGCACCUGGGGACCCGCACAGGAGAAAGGCCCUGUCGUUGUGGCCAGUGUGGGAAGAGCUUCAGUCAGAGCUCCCACUUCACGACGCACCAGCGCACCCACGUGGGAGACAGACCCUAUGGAUGUCCCGAGUGUGGCAGAACCUUCCAUCAGCGCUCGCACUUCCUGACGCUCCGCAGAUACACAGGAGAAAGACCUUUCCGCUGUAGUAAAUGCGACAAGAGCUUCUGUCGGAAAGCACACCUUGUAUUCCACCAAACACUCAUCCCACGUAGGAAACACUCUCCGGGGGUCAUCCUACUCCCUUCCGCGUUCCCAUCGCUGCUGACUUCAAGCACCCCGUGCGGAGAAAACCCGAACCUGGGCCUCGGCGGUUGCCCGCGGGCCCUGACCCCAUCCGUCUCUAUGUUUUUCCCCAAGUUUCAUGGGGAGGAUAAAACCAUAGGAUCCAAAGAACGUUUUGAACACAAAAGGCAUCCCUUCAGUGAUUUUGAUGGACUCUUAGACAGGGAAACAGGAGUUUAAGGGCUGAUGCCUGGUCUCUGAAAGAGAAGCGAGAUAAAUGUGACCCAGAGAUCUCGUGUGUGUCGCCUCGCACGGUGCCCGGCACAAAGUGGGUGCUCCGUAACCAACUGGUCAGAUUAUCGCUGUGAUGAUUUACAUCUGCGAUCUUAUAUAAAACCCUCACUAUAGCGUCUGUUCCUUAAAAGACACUCCAUACGGAGUUGGUUGCUUAUAUCAGACUUACUACUCACUAAGGAAUUUAUUAGUGCAGCCCUGCGCUAAUUAGUGCAGCCCAGGACUUGCAACCAAUUUGGUUGGCGUUAGAAGAUUUGGAGUGUGAGCACUCGGAUUCAGCAAAGCGGACAAUACUCUCCUAAGCAAGUGCUAUGCAGGCAUUAGUCACCAGAUGUCUCAGCGCCUUGACAACGCCAGAUUACCACAGAGAACAUUUGCAGUCUCGUGACUAAAGCUGAAACAAUUUCAGAAGCCCUUAGACUACAGAGUCUUAGGCACUGCUCCUGGGGGCUUGCUGCCGUCUGAGGCCCAGGAAAUAUGCAGCGACGAGCAAGCAGGAGGGACCUGGAAGAGGACUGCAGUGACUCCUUGGAGACAAAACUCCCGAGACUGUUAAAUAGCAUUCCAGGGAUGCUUCCCGGCAUUCAUUCAGCUGUAGGAAACGGCUCCUGUUUUCCAAUUUGCUGGGUCGUUGCCUUUUUGUUUUAAGGUAGUGCAACGCUCUGAGGGUCAUUCCUCUGACCCACUGGUCCAUUCCUGCAUUUAAUUGAAAUGUGUUGAGGGAGGGCAGCGUGUUGAAAAGGACACGAACGUCACGGAGCUGGUGAGCUGAGUCCUGGCCCUGACACUUAAACUUGGCCACACCUCCGCCUUCUCUCAGGGUCUAAUUCCCACAUGGGCACAAGCACCCAAUACAGGCCCACAAGCACUUUCUUGUUAAACUAUGAAGUUCAGUAUUACAGUAUUGUCACCAAAGUCUCCCACCACCCCCAAGGAGCUCUGGGUAAUAUUUC
This is a messenger RNA of Artibeus jamaicensis (Jamaican fruit-eating bat), 2801 nucleotides long. It is a transcript of the gene ZNF774, whose product is annotated as zinc finger protein 774. Gene Ontology annotation, biological process: regulation of transcription by RNA polymerase II. NCBI's taxonomy places the organism in Eukaryota, Metazoa, Chordata, Mammalia, Chiroptera, Phyllostomidae. Gene Ontology annotation, molecular function: DNA-binding transcription factor activity; RNA polymerase II cis-regulatory region sequence-specific DNA binding. The record is from RefSeq and is a predicted model, not a curated record.